AUGUUGAUCACCGCCGACCGCCUUACAGCCCAGCUCCUCACCUCCUCCCCGGCCGACUUCGAAGGAGUCAGCCAAUUUGGACACACCAUCCCAGCGUACAAGCUUCGUUGGCCCGGAAUAGCCGGUCAGUCGGUGAAGGUGGAAGAUGGACGCCAAGGUAGUCGCGAAGAAGAAACCCAUAUUCGUGAUAUUAUUAGAAUGAUCCCAUUAGCUAUGCAAGGCAGACCGGAGCUUGACUUCCAUCAAACCCGAGAGUUACAAACCGCCCUGGCAAAUCUUUUGCAAAAGAGACCAGCCUUGGCUAAGGCUCUGAAGGCAAAGAUCAAAUGCAGCACUAUUUUCCAAAACUACUAA
Messenger RNA from Penicillium chermesinum, 354 nucleotides. Its product is annotated as antigen variant. The record is from RefSeq and is a predicted model, not a curated record. The transcript is spliced from 2 exons. NCBI's taxonomy places the organism in Eukaryota, Fungi, Ascomycota, Eurotiomycetes, Eurotiales, Aspergillaceae. The coding region runs from base 1 to 354 and encodes 117 amino acids.